Lolium rigidum is the source of this 643-nucleotide messenger RNA. RefSeq lists its product as uncharacterized. The coding region runs from base 39 to 458 and encodes 139 amino acids. The record is from RefSeq and is a predicted model, not a curated record. The transcript has 2 exons. NCBI's taxonomy places the organism in Eukaryota, Viridiplantae, Streptophyta, Magnoliopsida, Poales, Poaceae.
CUUCACAGACUCACAGUUCACACCAUUUGUUAGCGGCAAUGGCGUCGAUGGAGGAGUCGUCUUCGUCGUCGUUCAGGACGCCGGGCUCCGUGCCUUUCAAGUGGGAGCUCCGGCCGGGCAUCCCAAAGCAACCUGAAGGUGACGGCGCCGACCUGCCAGCGUCAGCGUCUUCGUCGCUGCAGCUCCCUCCAAGGCUCCCGCUGUCUCCAGCCGCUGCUGCCGCGUCGCCUCCGCGCGCAGGCGCGCGCGGCCUCGCUUCGGCAUCGAUGCGACGGAGCUGCGCGGCCGUGUCAGCGCAGCCGUCGACGGCGACGACGCCGCGGCACCGGCGGUCCAUGUCGGCCCGGUUCGCGACGUCGCUCGCGCUGCCCUUUACGGGGCCGCGGUGGCGUGGCCGAUCGAAGGACGAGGAUGACGUCGCGUUCGCGGCCAUCUACGGCGACAAGAUCGUGUCGUAGAUGAACCUAUGUGUCUCGUCGGACUGUGAUUAUCAGUAAUGCCUUGCUUCAGUUAGGAAUCGAUUAUUGGAUACUCGUCAGUACUGUUUGUGUAGAUUGCCUCGUAAUUACCUGCUGGCUGCUGCCAAUCAGGAUACACUGUCAGUGUGCUCACACGUUCCCGUUUCAAGAAUUAAUUUUGCUUC